AUGCCGAACAAGUCAAGGGCCCCUAAGGUUUACUCAGCAGGCUAUAAGAGAUUAACAACUCCAACAAGUGUGAUGGCAGCGUGGGACUUGUCAGUCACGGUGGAAGACUUGGGGGCAGAUGCCCCUCCUGUCACUCUCAGUGUGACCUCAGACCUACAUGUAGGUGGGGUCAUUCUGAAGCUAGUUGAAAAGACACAGAUCCAACAGGACUGGUCAGAUCAUGCACUUUGGUGGGAGCAGAAGCAGAUGUGGCUGCUGCGGACUUCCUGGGCUCUGGACAAGUAUGGGAUCCACGCUGAUGCUCGACUUUUCUUCUUGCCCCAACACAAGCCUCUCAAGCUGGGCCUGCCCAACGGCAAAACUCUGAAGCUACGGGCAUCCUUCUCCAGUCCAGUCUUCCAAACUGUCAUUGCCAUCUGCAGGACACUCAGCAUCCGUCAUCCAGAGGAGCUCUCGUUGCUGCGUCCAAUUGAAGAGAAAAGGAAAAAGAAGGACAAGGACACAAGAGAAGAGCUCUAUGACUUAACUGACGUGCCACAUACUUCAGCAUCUCGACCAUGCAUGUACAAUGGUAUGCCAGCUCACUUCAUGGACUCGGCUCAGAUGGAGGUGGUCUACAAGAUGCUGUCGGUGACCCAGCCUCCUCCAGCCCCUGAAGUGGUGUCAAAGCAGUACCGCCCGGCCAGUGUUGUGGAUAAGGCACACAUCAAUGGCAGGUGGCUGGACUCCUCUCGUAGUCUUAUGCAGCAGGGGAUCCAAGAAAAUGAUCGACUCUGGCUUCGCUUUAAAUACUUUGCUUUUUAUGAUAUUGAGCCUAAGUAUGAUGUGGUCCGCUUAACGCAGAUGUAUGAGCAAGCUCGAUGGGCCAUCCUAUUGGAGGACAUUGACUGUACAGAAGAGGAGAUGAUGCUGUUUGCUGCUCUACAAUACCACAUCAGUAAAGUUGCACCGUCUGAGCAGCAGCUGCUGGCCUCCACCACUGCCAUGGACAAUCUGGAGUCUGCUCUCCAGUCUUUGGAAGUGAAGUUAGAAGGAGAGAAUAGCUCUGCUUCUGAAAUGCUGGACAAUAUGACAGCACCAGAGCUAUGUGAUUAUCUAAAAAUAUUCAGACCUAAAAGACUGACUCUUAAGGGAUAUAAGAUGUACUGGGUUAAGUUUCAGGACACAUCGAUUUCAUAUUUCAAAAGUAAAGAAGAGUGCUUUGGAGAACCCAUUCAACAAAUUAACCUCAAAGGAUGUGAAGUGGCUCCAGAUGUGAAUGUUGCAGCUAGCAAGUUUCUUAUUCGGCUUUUGGUCCCAUCACCAGAGGGCAUGAAUGAGGUCUACCUGCGCUGUGAAGAUGAGCAGCAGUAUGCACAAUGGAUGGCUGCAUGUCGGCUUGCCUCUAAAGGAAAGAGCCUGGCCGACAGCAGCUACCAGGGUGAAAUCCAAAGCAUCUGCUCUUUUCUGUCGAUGCAAAAGACAAACUCGAACGGUAAAACCUCCUCUACAGAUGACAGCAUCAAUACAUACAGCCUCGUCUCCCCACGUUACCAUAAGAAAUACAAAGCAAAGCAGCUGACUCCUCGAAUCCUUGAUGCAUAUCAGAAUGUGUCUCUCCUCACACUGACCGAUGCAGUCUUGAGGUUUCUGCAAAUUUGGCAGUCACUCCCAGACUUUGGUCUGUCAUAUGUCGUGGUCAGGUUCAAGGGUAGUAGGAAAGAUGAGGUUUUGGGCAUUGCACCAAACAAACUGAUAAGGAUAGACCUGGGAGUUGGAGAUGUGGUCAAGACAUGGCGUUAUAACAACAUGAAGCAGUGGAAUGUAAACUGGGAUAUUAAGCAGAUGGCUAUUGAAUUUGAAGGAAACAUUAAUAUCGCAUUCAGCUGUAUUACCGCAGACUGCAAAAUUGUUCAUGAGUUUAUUGGGGGUUAUAUCUACAUGUCAACACGCAACCGUGAGAAGGGCAACACGCUGAAUGAGGAGCUCUUUCAUAAAUUGACUGGAGGCCAUGAAGCCCUCUAG
This is a messenger RNA of Knipowitschia caucasica, 2004 nucleotides long. The record is from the annotation of a GenBank genome assembly. Lineage: Eukaryota; Metazoa; Chordata; Actinopteri; Gobiiformes; Gobiidae.